AUUCCUAGUCGCCAAACCCGCGGCCCUCGACAACUUACACCUUAUUGUCUCGUGUUACGACCAAACUGCCAUUCCGGGGGUUUCAUGCUCUAGGUAGUCUUGUUCAAGUCCGGUAUCCGUUAGCUCUUAGGAAGAACCCGAACCUAAGAUCAAAUGCCACCCGGUCCAAUAGCAGGUCCUUCAGCGGCGUCAUGCAGUCCGGCGCCUUACGGCCAGGCUUGCGUUGCCUGCUCCCGUGCCAAAUGCAAGUGUUUCUAUCGGUCUGAUGGGUCUUCCUGUGAGAGGUGCCAUCGUCUUGGAAAGACUUGUGAACCAACCUUAACUGCUCGCAAACGGAAAGCCCAUACGCCACCUCUCCCACAAUCACCCGUGCAACAUCCGCCUCCAGCUGGUAGCACUCGACUUGAGGAGAAAUUAGAUGAGCUUGUAAGCCUGUUACGCUCUCAGGCAGCUGAGAAACAAGCCCAACAGCAUACGCCAGAAUCCUUACCCGGAGGGGCACUCGCUGGUUAUACUGAUUCCAUGUCUCCAACACCUGUAUCUAUACCUGUACGUGAGCAUCCGGAUAUCGCCAUAGACACCACUGCUACUAUCGUACAUCUCUUACGCCCCUCUACUCCUACAUCACCAUCCCCCAUAUUCGAUGAUGUGUCCGUUCAUAAAAUAUCAGAAGCGGCCGCAGAAGAACUAUUAGACAGCUUUCGUAAUGCCUUCAUUCCCAUGUGUCCUGUUGUUUAUAUCCCUAUAUCAACGAGCUCCGCUGAGCUGCGCCGUGAGAGGCCUUUUCUAUGGCUUGUCAUUAUGGCCUUGACCUCCAAGAUGAUCUCGCAGCAGUUCGCAAUGGCGGAUACAAUAUGGCGCAUUAUAUCACACAGAGUAGUUUUGCAACAUAUAGUUGAUAUGGAUCUACUCCUUGGCAUCGUCUGCUUCGCUACUUGGUCUCAUCACCUCAAGGAGGAUAAACCAUUUAUGUGUAUGCUUUCUCAGUUAGCCGUAUCACUUGCCCUCGAGCUGAAUAUACAUCAUGAUACGCCGACGCGGCCGCUGCGGCGUAAUCGAUUCCCAACUCAACGGCCCGUAGAGCAGCGCUCUCGAACUAUAGAAGAGCGUCGGACCAUGCUAGCUGUCUUCCAUCUCACGUCUUCUACAUGGUUAACAUACAGACAAACGGAGCCUCUUCGUUGGACAUCAUACUUGGAUGACUGCCUCCGUAUCCUCGAAGAUGAAAAGGAGGCAUAUACCGAUAUCUUUUUGACUACGCAGGUCAGGUGUCAGAUCAUUUCGAACCAACUAACCUGUUCUUUCGGAAACCAGCCAGCGGGAGUAGAAAGCCCUAAAGCAGCAUCGACCGCUCUGAUUACAGCCCUGCUAAGAGAACUUGGCAAUAUUCGACGAAACUUGCCAGCCGAGGUCGAAUCAAAUAAAGCAACGCAGUUCUACUUGUGCUUUGCGGAAAUAAAAAUUCGAGAAACAGUGCUUUACAGACCUAGGAUCAUAGACCAGACAGGCGCUUCGCAGUUCCAGCGACUACAAGACCUAGACAUAGUUUUAAGCAUCGCGGAGCGAUGGAUAUCCAUUUUAAAUGCCCUGCCCUAUUGCGAGUGGCACGGCAUCACUGCCGAUCUCUUCACCCAGUUUACCCAGUACCUGGUAGUACUGUUCAGGCUCCAAACCCUUGACGAACCCGGCUGGGACCAGGACGAAGUGAGGCGAAGAGCCGACGUCUUCGGUAUUAUAGACCAGGCCUGCAUAGAUGUCGACCGCGUCCCGGUGUCGCUGGGCAUGGUCGACGCCGAGGGUCCGCGCAGCGGAUUCUUCUUCAAAAUGUCGCGUCUGCUCCGGGAAGUAAGGGCGCUUUUCCUGGCAGAGAUGCCGCAGAACACGCAGCUAAACCCUGCUUUCCCCGCCGCGGAUAAUAUGGCUACGGGGGAUGGUGUUAAUACCGGCGCUGGGUUUGGGGAAGACAUGUCUCUCGCGGAUGAAAUUUAUUUGAAUGCGGUACAAGAGGAUAUUUUGGCGCAUAUAUGGGAUUUUAGGCCGGAUGGUUCUUACAUGUCUUUUGCUUCGUAGACUGAUACCAAUAUAGGGGCUAUGUUUGUAUUGCAAUACUAUUUAUUGGAAUAAUUCGUGUAAUAGACUUUCAACGGUCAACGCCAACACUCUUCUUGUCAUCUUACUCCUUACUUAUAUCACAUUAUAGAUUCUAAGCCCCGUA
Molecule: messenger RNA, 2215 nt
Organism: Daldinia loculata
Lineage: Eukaryota; Fungi; Ascomycota; Sordariomycetes; Xylariales; Hypoxylaceae
Exons: 4
Coding region: 154-2070 (638 amino acids)
Biological process (GO): regulation of DNA-templated transcription
Cellular component (GO): nucleus
Molecular function (GO): zinc ion binding; transcription cis-regulatory region binding; DNA-binding transcription factor activity, RNA polymerase II-specific
Source: RefSeq, a predicted model, not a curated record